AGAUAACAACAGAAGACGAGAAAGAAUGUCACGUCAAUCAGUCAGCUGAUGUGUGUUGUUACCCUGGGGGAUACUGUGAUGUGUUCGCACCGUGUAACGUGGUGUUUUCGCAACGGACACAUGUUUAUAAGUUGGUAGUUAACAGUUGUUAGUUAAUUCCGGUUUUUGAUUUUAUACCCUCGCCGUACUCAAAAUCUUCUUUAAAAAGGCAACUUUUGGAUACACUGUUACCUACACAUAUUAAAAUAAUAUAUAUCCUAUUUCGAUAAGGUGAGUCUUGAUUAUUGACCUCUUUGUGACACUGUUUAGUGAAAUAUUUCCCCACUUUUGAAACAAGGAACUAUUUCUCAACCUUAAUCGUUACGAUAUAAAUGGAUACAGACAAACACAGGACCUUGGCAAUCAAAAGGUGUGCCUGGGGCAAAGCCGUAAAUUCGGCACCCUUUUCUAAAUAAGUAUAUAUAAAUACACCUCUUUUGCAGGAACAUGACAAUUUGGUGCCCUCUGCAGAUGGCGUCCACUGUGGGUGAUAAGGGGAGAUAAACACUUCGAUAGAAGCGACCACCAGGGCAAGGCGGACUUUUCAAUAAGUGCGAUCGUGGCCAGCACGAACACCGCCAGCCGGGUCAAUUUGGAACACAGGCUUAUCCUGACCUACGGCACUUUGACGCCACAUGGGAUUAAUGUUAUAUCUCUGUUCACAUCUUGACCCUAGCUCCGCCCCUCCACGUUCUGACCUAUCACAGUGUACUUUUUUCUCCUCUUUUUUUUUUCGCUCUUCCCUAUUUAAACUCUCACUCACUUACCUUCUGUCACAUUUCCUUUGCUGCCGACAGAUACUACUUCCCAGCUAAGAGCUAUUUCUUUUUUAUUUUUAUACCGUUUUUUUUUCUUUUGUUUUGUUCGCUGACGAAGGCUUUCUGCCGACACGUUCGCAGUUUUGUUGCAUUUCUUUUUUCAGGUUUAACCCUACUCUGUUCUAUUCAUUUUACACUGAGAUUGACCGUUUCGCCUCCACUUUGCAAGACCUUUAAAAAAGAUUUGAACUUUUCUAACAUAUCAGCCCCCUGAUUCACAUGAUUGUACCAUGGGGGAAUAAAAUAUAAUUUUUACUCUAUAACUGAACACUUUUAUUUAUCUGUAUUGUAAAUAUUCGUAAAUAUUCGUAAAUGUUCGUAAAUAUUCGUAAAUAUUCGUAAAUAUUCGUAAAUAUUCGUAAAUAUUCGUAAAUAUUCGUAAAUAUUCGUAAAGCUCGGCAUUCGCCUGUCUCCGUGAGUCGUUGGUGUAGCUCAUUCGUUCGUAGUUCUAUUUUUACGAGGCCGAUCCUGGAGUGGCAGUCUUGGCUGCACCAUUUGCACCAGAACUUUGCCCGCUCGUUUUUUCUUUGUCCCUUUCCCGUAUCUCUCUUAGCUCCGGUUUCUCAUCCGCUGUUCGCCAGCCGCACGUGUCAUCGUUGAUUGUCUCCCCAUAGCUCAUUUCGCCGCCCUCAAGUCUCUGUGACGGGCUGUGACGUUUGUGUAGCUGAGUCGCAAAGAUAUUGCCACAAACACACCAACAAAUGUGAAGUUAAUGUAAAGGAUUUUUAAAGUUUGUUACAAAUUUAUAAGCAAUCUUGAGCUAUGGAACAUAAUAGAAGACAAAAAAGGGGGAAAAAAGGGUUUGAUUUGAAGCUGGAAAAUAAUAACAAAUACAAUAAAUACAAAGGGUGAGAACCCAUUUAAUAAAAACGCAGUGGAUAAACUUUAAAAAUGACUUGAUUACUUCCCUUUCCUCAAUAAUUUUGAGAGCAAUUAAAAAUACUAGUUAAAAUUUAAAAAAAAAAGAAGAAAAAAAAAAAAUUAAAAAAAUAAAACGAUAAUGUGAAGCACACUAUUUUUCCAAAGAAAAAAAAGUGAGUUGAAUCUUGUAUCCGUUUUUAUCAUGAAAUCAUUCAAGAUACAAACCCAGAAAUAAUUUGUUUCGUUAACCCUGUCACUCUUCAGAUCAUUCUAGAUAGCAUUUCUUUAGCCCUGCCAAACUUCAAAUUAUGACACAUGUCAUGUUUUUAACCCUUUCAAUCAUCAGAUCUUUCCAGAUAGCAUGUCUUUAACCCUUUCAAUCAUCAGAUCUUUCCAGAUGCCGUUUGACGGAUUCUUCACCACCCUGGGCCUGGCGCAGGCCGUGUUCGCCCUCGUCAUGUGGGUAGGGGCAUUCCCGACGCGCGGAUGGAUCUCGGGCACGACGGUGUUGGGCAUCAUAACACAGGACCUGGAGGUAGGGCUGUUUAAGACGAGCAAGUCUGGCGUGAUCGUGGACACUAAAGAGUACUUCAAGAGCCAAUACGGUGGGUACACUCAGCGUGGGUGAGGGGAGGGGCGUGUGUGUGUGACGGGUUGGCAAAGAUUGUAUAAUUAAGCUCAUGGAAGGGCUGAAGUCUCUACAAUUGAUGGGAAUGUGUUCGUAUGCGAUGAGAGAGAGAGAGAGAGAGAGAGAGAGAGAGAGAUAUGCAGAGAGAGAGAGAGACGGAGAGGACAGCGAGAGAGAGGGAAAGAUAGAGAUACAAAGAGAAACUGAGAAGGAGAAAGAGAGAAACGGACAGAGAGAAACGCACCGAGAGGCAAAGGGAGAUAAACGGGAAAAAAGAAGGGGGGGGGCGGCAUCUCAUUGAUUUAAAUGACACACCCCCUUGUCCCUUAAGAAUAAAAAAACAACAACAUCCAUAUGACAUGUCAUACCAAUGUCACACCACAUCCACAUGACAUGUCAUAACCCACAUCCACAUGACAUGUCAUACCAAUGUCACACCACAUCCAUAUGACAUGUCAUACUAAUGACACACCACAUCCACAUGACAUGUCAUACCAAUGUCAAGCCACUUCCACAUGGCAUGUCAUACCAAUGUUACACAACAUUCACAUGACAUGUCAUACCAAUGUCACACAACAUCCAUAUGACAUGUCAUACCAAUGACACACCACCGUAACAUCAAACACAUUCUAUCUACUGGCCAGCGACUCAGCAUCAGCUUCCAAUCCCAUAAUUCAGACAUCAGGGUUAGUGUCUGUUCAACCUCACCGACGAAUCUCGUUUACUUCAUCGUGUGUCAGACCUGCCUCCCGAAUUAAAUUUCUUUGAGUAGUUAAUCCUUUCUUAAAAAAAAAAAAACGUAUUUAAAAUAACGAAAUACGUGUAUUGAUUUGAGGUUUUAAUCACCUGCUAUCAAUCCGACAAUAAUGUAAAUAACUGAUUUCCCUUGUCCCCCAAAAAAAAAAAAAAAACAACAAAAAGAAACAAAAAAAACAAAACAAACAAAAAAAGAAACAUUGCUCUAUAUCAGAGGCAUAGCAAAGGGGGAAAAGUGUAGGGGGACAGAUUUCCUCGGGCACCAGCUAGUUUGUCCUGUUGUUUUCUCUUUCAUGAAUCUUGUCCGCGGGUGCCAAACCCUCUAGCUACUCCUCUACUCCACAUAUCCAAACUAGCUGCAUUAAACAAGUUCUAACAAACCUUCUAGCUACUCCUCUACUCCACAUAUCCAAGCUAGCUGCAUUAAACAAGUUCUAACAAACCUUCUAGCUACUCCUCUACUCCACAUAUCCAAGCUAGCUGCAUUAAACAAGUUCUAACAAACCCUCUAGCUACUCCUCUACUCCACAUAUCCAAACUAGCUGCAUUAAACAAGUUCUAACAAACCCUUUAGCUACUCCUCUACUCCACAUAUCCAAGCUAGCUGCAUUAAACAAGUUCUAACAAACCCUCUAGCUACUCCUCUACUCCACAUACCCAAACUAGCUGCAUUAAACAAGUUCUAACAAACCCUCUAGCUACCCCUCUACUCCACAUAUCCAAGCUAGCUGCAUUAAACAAGUUCUAACAAACCCUCUAGCUACUCCUCUACUCCACAUAUCCAAGCUAGCUGCAUUAAACAAGUUCUAACAAACCCUCUAGCUACUCCUCUACUCCACAUAUCCAAACUAGCUGCAUUAAACAAGUUCUAACAAACCCUAUAGCUACUCCUCUACUCCACAUAUCCAAACUAGCUGCAUUAAACAAGUUCUAACAAACCCUCUAGCUACUCCUCUACUCCACAUAUCCAAACUAGCUGCAUUAAACAAGUUCUAACAAACCCUCUAGCUACUCCUCUACUCCACAUAUCCAAACUAGCUGCAUUAAACAAGUUCUAACAAACCUUCUAGCUACUCCUCUACUCCACAUAUCCAAACUAGCUGCAUUAAACAAGUUCUAACAAACCUUCUAGCUACUCCUCUACUCCACAUAUCCAAACUAGCUGCAUUAAACAAGUUCUAACAAACCCUCUAGCUACUCCUCUACUCCACAUAUCCAAACUAGCUGCAUUAAACAAGUUCUAACAAACCUUCUAGCUACUCCUCUACUCCACAUAUCCAAACUAGCUGCAUUAAACAAGUUCUAACAAACCUUCUAGCUACUCCUCUACUCCACAUAUCCAAACUAGCUGCAUUAAACAAGUUCUAACAAACCCUCUAGCUACUCCUCUACUCCACAUAUCCAAACUAGCUGCAUUAAACAAGUUCUAAUAAACCUUCUAGCUACUCCUCUACUCCACAUAUCCAAACUAGCUGCAUUAAACAAGUUCUAACAAACCUUCUAGCUACUCCUCUACUCCACAUAUCCAAACUAGCUGCAUUAAACAAGUUCUAACAAACCUUCUAGCUACUCCUCUACUCCACAUAUCCAAACUAGCUGCAUUAAACAAGUUCUAACAAACCCUCUAGCUACUCCUCUACUCCACAUAUCCAAACUAGCUGCAUUAAACAAGUUCUAACAAACCCUCUAGCUACUCCUCUACUCCACAUAUCCAAACUAGCUGCAUUAAACAAGUUCUAACAAACCAUCUAGCUACUCCUCUACUCCACAUAUCCAAACUAGCUGCAUUAAACAAGUUCUAACAAACCUUCUAGCUACUCCUCUACUCCACAUAUCCAAACUAGCUGCAUUAAACAAGUUCUAACAAACCCUCUAGCUACUCCUCUACUCCACAUAUCCAAACUAGCUGCAUUAAACAAGUUCUAACAAACCCUCUAGCUACUCCUCUACUCCACAUAUCCAAACUAGCUGCAUUAAACAAGUUCUAACAAACCAUCUAGCUACUCCUCUACUCCACAUAUCCAAACUAGCUGCAUUAAACAAGUUCUAACAAACCCUCUAGCUACUCCUCUACUCCACAUAUCCAAACUAGCUGCAUUAAACAAGUUCUAACAAACCCUUUAGCUACUCCUCUACUCCACAUAUCCAAACUAGCUGCAUUAAACAAGUUCUAACAAACCCUUUAGCUACUCCUCUACUCCACAUAUCCAAACUAGCUGCAUUAAACAAGUUCUAACAAACCCUUUAGCUACUCCUCUACUCCACAUAUCCAAACUAGCUGCAUUAAACAAGUUCUAACAAACCCUUUAGCUACUCCUCUACUCCACAUAUCCAAACUAGCUGCAUUAAACAAGUUCUAACAAACCCUUUAGCUACUCCUCUACUCCACAUAUCCAAACUAGCUGCAUUAAACAAGUUCUAACAAACCCUUUAGCUACUCCUCUACUCCACAUAUCCAAACUAGCUGCAUUAAACAAGUUCUAACAAACCCUCUAGCUACUCCUCUACUCCACAUAUCCAAACUAGCUGCAUUAAACAAGUUCUAACAAACCCUCUAGCUACUCCUCUACUCCACAUAUCCAAACUAGCUGCAUUAAACAAGUUCUAACAAACCAUCUAGCUACUCCUCUACUCCACAUAUCCAAACUAGCUGCAUUAAACAAGUUCUAACAAACCCUCUAGCUACUCCUCUACUCCACAUAUCCAAACUAGCUGCAUUAAACAAGUUCUAACAAACCCUAUAGCUACUCCUCUACUCCACAUAUCCAAGCUAGCUGCAUUAAACAAGUUCUAACAAACCCUAUAGCUACUCCUCUACUCCACAUAUCCAAGCUAGCUGCAUUAAACAAGUUCUAACAAACCCUCUAGCUACUCCUCUACUCCACAUAUCCAAGCUAGCUGCAUUAAACAAGUUCUAACAAACCCUCUAGCUACUCCUCUACUCCACAUAUCCAAACUAGCUGCAUUAAACAAGUUCUAAUAAACCCUCUAGCUACUCCUCUACUCCACAUAUCCAAACUAGCUGCAUUAAACAAGUUCUAAACAAGCAGAAAUGAAAAAGGUGCGUCAAUGGCAAAUCACAUUUGAAAAACAUAUUAUAUGUUUCUAUGUGUGUUUUGGUUACCUUAUGUGGGUCCCAGCCUCUUAAUGAAAAAAGAAGACAACAGAACAAUCAGAUGUUUCAACACGGAAGGUGAAAUACAGGGACACAUCUUAUCCGGCUAAUUCACCAACAGAUAACUGUUCAUAAAGAAGAAAAAAAAGAAAAAAACCCUAGAGAAAUGAUUAAGUUGUAAAUCUUACUUUGCAACUGCGGUUACAAAAGGCCUCCCAACUCCCAAUAAAAUAAAAAAAAAUUGAAAAAUACUAUAUCGUUAACCUCUCUCAAAUUUCUUCUGACAGACAGCAUUGAGGCCACCAUUAUCACCCUGAGUCUGGGGGGCAUGUUCCUGCUGACGGCUAUCGGGCUCUUAUGCUGGUACUUCUACACACCCGCUGCGAGAAAACUCGGCCUGGCCUACGUCAUGUGUGCUAUGAUGGCAGGUUGGUUGGUGGAAAUCUUCGGCGAUUUUUGUAUGAUUGCAGAUCUGUUGACGGGCAUCAUUUGCGACUUUGUAUGUUGAUAGGUUGAUCGGUGGGUAUCUUAGGCGACUUUGUAUGUUGAUAGGUUGGUCGGUGGGUAUCUUAGGCAUCUUGGUACAUUAGCAAGUUGUUUGGAAGGUAGAUUUGGAGGUAGUUUGGAAGGUAGGUUUGAAGGUAGGUUGGAAGGUAGGUUGGAAGGUAGUUUGGAAGGUAGAUUGGAAGGUAGGUUGGAAGGUAGAUUGGAAGGUAGGUUGGAAGGUAGGUUGGAAGGUAGAUUUGGAGGUAGUUUGGAAGGUAGAUUGGAAGGUAGGUUGGAAGGUCGAUUUGGAGGUAGUUUGGAAGGUAGAUUGGAAGGUAGUUUGGAAGGUAGAUUGGAAGUUAGAUUGGAAGGUAGGUUGGAAGGUAGAUUGGAAGGUAGGUUGGAAGGUAGAUUGGAAGGUAGGUUGAAAGGUAGGUUGGAAGGUAGGUUGGAAGGUAGGUUGGAAGGUAGGCUGGAAGGUAGGUUGGAAGGUCGAUUUGGAGGUAGUUUGGAAGGUAGGUUGGAAGGUAGGUUGGAAGGUAGGUUGGAAGGUAGGUUGGAAGGUAGGUUGGAAGGUAGGUUGGAAGGUAGGUUGGAAGGUAGAUUGGAAGGUAGGUUGUUGCGUUGUUGGUGGUUUUUGUAUCUGAGUGUGUUGGUUGGGUAUUUUGAUGCUAGGUGUGUUGGGGUUAGUUGGGGAGUUGUUGGUUGGAUAAACCAAUAGAUACAGAGGGACUUAGAUACGACUAGUCAACCUGGGGUUGUGGCUCAUCCAGUCAACCUGGGAUGGUGGCUCAUCCAGUCAACCUGGGAUAGUGGCUCAUUGGAGACAAUGAAACCUUUAAAUUCAAAGCCGGACAUUGUACUCAUAAAAAAUUGAAGCAACCCCUGUUUCAGCUCUGGAUGUUAUUUCGGACACAACAGCUGUUUACUAGAAAACAGCUGAUUCUCCAUGAAAAAAACCUCGCCCUGCUCUCCUAGGGGUGUAGUGCUUUCCAAACUGUUUGUCACGAUACACGAGUAGAAAUUAGUUAGACAAACUUAUCGGAAAUAUGGCGCAAGUUGUAACUUACAUCAAAUUUGACAAUUUCACCAAUUAUUUUGCUCAACUUUUUGAAGAAAUUUGGUCAAAAUGUAAAAAAAAACAUUAAAAUAAGAAAUUAAUUAGUAACAAUUAAUUUUUUAACAUAUUAAAGAAAAAUAAUUUACUUUUUCCUCAUCAUUAAAAAUUGUCCAACUUUUUGCACCCCUCCCUUAUUUUGAGGACGCCCCUGAAAAGUUGAAUCUUAGACUGUGAUUGGAUGGAGUUUAUUUCAACAGAGUGAUGUUCACCAUUCUCUUACUCAAGAAGAUGGAAAUGGUUUGACAAAAGCAAUGGUGGGAAUCUGUUACAAUGGUGUAUGUAGGAGGUUGACUUAGCUGUUGGAUUUGUGUUUCAAAAGUUUCAUCCAAAGCAUAAGUGAACGAUUUUCCUCUUAUUCUCCUUCUAUAGUUUGAGGACCCACGAUCAAUGCAUUGAUCAUUCUGGCUCCUAUGUUUCAGAGGGGUUAGCGAUGUUACUGUGGAUGGGUUUUCAAGGGGAUACUUCACUGGUUUCAAGGGCCACUCAGCAAGGGUUUUAUGAACUGGGUUUGGAAGACAAGAGGCAAAAGCUGCAAGUGUGUCAAGUGCAGUCGCGUCAAACUGCUGCUUUUGGAAGCAAUGUUGUGUCACCAUGUCUUGUGAUCAAUUAACUGUGUGGCCAGUUUGUCAUGAUUGGGCAGAAGUGACUCAAUGCGUCGUGGAAUAAUGUGUCUCUGACAUGUGUCUCUGACAUGUGUCUCGCCAACAUUACACGCUUGGAAAACACCGAGUCGAUACCUUCAAAAUGACACCGUUCUAUCUAGCUUUACAUAUUAUCAAUAUAUAAUUAUCCUAAUACUUUGACAUACAUAUUUCAGGACCAAUUGGUUUAAAAAUUAUUUUUUUGCUAAACAGCGACGUCAUCAUAUGGGUUUCCCGUUAAGCUAUUUAUGUAUAAUAACGCACGGUAUGAUGUCAUCAAUGACGUCAUGAACAUUGUCUACUCUCACAGGCGUGUUCCUGAUGGCCGGCGUCGUGAUAUUUGAGACCAGCUUCGACGACGUCAACUACAUCGUGGGCUACAGCUGGUACCUGGCGUUGUUCUCCGGCCUCCUCAGCUGGUCGUCCUUCGUGACGUUCAUCACAGGGGUCAAGCGAGGGGAGAGAGACCCCCACGGAACGCCGGUUAGGGGAGGAAAUCAAAGAAAGGGGGAUCGCACCCCACUCCUGCCAUAACGUUUUGAUGGCUUCCCCAACGUAUUUGUACAUUGUACACACUAGAUAGGACAUUGGUUUCCCCAACGUAUUUGUACAUUGUACACACUAGAUAGGACAUUGGCUUUCCCAACAUAUUUGUACAUUGUACACACUAGAUAGGACAUUGGUUUCCCCAACGUAUUUGUAUAUUGUACACUCUAGAUAGGACAUUGGUUUCCCCAACGUAUUUGUACAUACUGCAUUGAACACUGGAAGGAUACAAAUAAAAUUUAAAAAAUAUAAUAUAAUUAAACAAUAGAACUGAAUACACUAGAUAGGACAUUGGUUUUCCCAACAUAUUUGUACAUUGUACACACUAGAUAGGACAUUGGUUUCCCCAACGUAUUUGUACAUUGUACACACUAGAUAGGACAUUGGUUUCCCCAACGUAUUUGUAU
Lymnaea stagnalis (great pond snail) is the source of this 9417-nucleotide messenger RNA. NCBI's taxonomy places the organism in Eukaryota, Metazoa, Mollusca, Gastropoda, Lymnaeidae. The record is from the annotation of a GenBank genome assembly.